Molecule: messenger RNA, 658 nt
Organism: Paramecium tetraurelia
Lineage: Eukaryota; Ciliophora; Oligohymenophorea; Peniculida; Parameciidae
Exons: 3
Source: RefSeq, a predicted model, not a curated record
AUGAUGCCCGCCAUUAUCUUGUUCCUUGGAGGAGACUUUAUAUUGGUAAUGAUGGUUUAUACCCUGCUUUCAAUGGUCAAUCGUUGUAUUGGUGACGCUGCUCGUGAUGUUGUACUGACACCAGAUGAUAUCCCUUUUGGAUAUAAUCCUCAACCUGUAAUUCCUGAAAGUCGUGCAGCUCCAUAAAUUGAAACUUUUGCAUCUCCUGAAGAAGAACAACCAUAUUGGGGAGAAGAAGAAUAAGAAUUUGUUCCUGUUACACCAGAUGCAGUUCCAAAUGUUUUACCUGAAGAAGAACAACCAUAUUGGCCAGAAGAAGAGGAAGAGUUUGUUCCUCCUGCUCAAACAUUUGCAUCCCCUGAAGAAGAACAACCAUAUUGGGGAGAGGAAGAAUAAGAAUUCGUCCCACCACCUGUAAGUCCUCCAGUUAUUCCUGAUGAAAUUUAACCAGAACCAUUACCUGAGCCUGAACCAUAACCAGAACCUGAAGCUGCUCCUGCUCCUUCACCUAAACCAGCUCCAGGACCAGCUCCUCCUUCUGAACCAUAAGUUCCAGUUGUCAAAGAAUGUGAAGCAACAAUUGAUGUCACUAAAGAAAAUGCUGCAGAUAUUUUAUGUGCUAAUUCUGAGUAUUUAGCUUAAUUAGCUUCUGGCCAUG